This is a messenger RNA of Haliotis rubra (blacklip abalone), 1094 nucleotides long. Its product is annotated as probable methyltransferase-like protein 24. The coding region runs from base 153 to 1094 and encodes 313 amino acids. The record is from RefSeq and is a predicted model, not a curated record. The transcript is spliced from 9 exons. Lineage: Eukaryota; Metazoa; Mollusca; Gastropoda; Lepetellida; Haliotidae.
GAUCUUCACAUGUUUAUACCGUCAUAGGACUUCUGUAGCAACUGCUCUGCGCCGAUGACCGGGCCCAUACCUACGAUAUCGACAAGUGAUCAGAUGUCUAUCCCCUGCGGUUGUCGAAGUAUAAACAUCUACGCCUCAUUCUGAGAUAAAACAUGAAGUUGAACCAAGCAGUCGUCGGAUUUGUGUUUGGAAUGGGAUGUUGUGUAGUUUUAUACACGAUAAUGAUGAAUCAGCCUGGAUAUGCAGAAAAGAACGUCCGCCCAGUUGAAACCUUCACUGAACACACCAAGGGGAAGACCCAUCAAAAACAGAACCGAUCACCAUCUUGGGUCCUUCAUUCAGAAACAAACAAUGCUGGACCACUCAAGCAAAUUCGCCAGCAGGGACAGAUCGUUCUACCGGAUAAGGAUGGCAUCGCGAAGAUGACCGUCAGUGAAGCGUUCAGAACGUACCACAGUUACCUUGACAACACAGAUACAUUGUGCAACCGGAAGCUGCGCAUGGGCAAACUGGGGGAUGGAGGCUGGGAGAUCUGUGACGACCCUGGUUACCGCCCAGUAAAGAAUUGUAUCGUGUACUCGUUUGGAAUCAACAACGAUUUUUCCUUUGACGAUGACACGGCCAAAAAUUAUGAGUGCAAUGUUUUUGCCUUUGAUCCAAGUAUGAACCAGGCCAGUUACCAGAGGUCGCCACGUGUCCGGUUUUUGAGGAUAGGCAUUGAUGGAAGAGACUACAAAAAGGCAGCUUGGGACAUGCUGACAUUGACGAGUAUGAAGAAAAUGUUGAACCACACGGGGAGAGUCAUUGAUGUCUUGAAGAUGGAUGUGGAAAGAUCAGAAUGGCCUUCAAUCCCCAACAUGGUGUCAUCCGGCGAACUGUCCAAAGUCAGACAGUUUCUCGUGGAAUAUCACGGAGCUUGCAGUGACAGGAAUGACUGCAUCAACAGACUGAAAAUAUUGAAAGACGUCCAUGAUGCAGGAUUCAGGAAAUUUUAUGUCCACAAAAAUCAUUACUGUGGCUUUACAAAUUAUUUCUUUCCUGUCGUGAGGACACUUUGCUAUGAGAUUCAUUACGUGAACAUCAACCGUAUGUGA